AUGGACGUUGACGAGUUCGUCGACCACAAUGCCAAGCAAUUUGUCUCCCAGGAUGCUCCCAAGCGCAUAAAGCACAUUGCUUUCCAGCCAUUUGCGCCAAAGGACAUUGUCCGUGUAUCCGAGGUUGAGGUUACUAUUCCCGAGCUGUACAAGAACCACGAGGAUGGCUCGCGUACUACUGCUCCCCAUGGGCCCCUCGAUGCCCGUCUCGGUCCCAACGAGAAGGGUGGCAUCUGUACCACCUGUCACGAGGACCACACCCACUGUGUUGGCCACUACGGUUUCGUCAAGCUUGCGCUCCCCGUCUUCCACAUUGGUUACUUCCGUCCGACUAUCAACAUGCUCCAGUGUAUCUGCAAGACCUGUGCUCGUGUCCUGCUUCCCGCUGAGGAGCGUGGUAUCUACCUUAAGCGUUUCCGCCGCCCCAAGCUGGAAAUGCUUCAGCGCCAGGGCGCGUCCAAGGGUGUGCUCGCCUCGUGCAAAAAGAUCACUACCUGCCCGUACUGCUUUGCCUCCAACGGUAUCGUCAAGAAGUCGGGCACGCUCAAGAUCUCGCACGAGCCGUACCGUUCCAACAAGAACGCCGACGCAAAGCAGGAGUGGCUGUCCAACUUCAAGACGGUCAUCUCGGAGCAGGGCGCCAUGGCGACUCACCUCAACAAGUCCGUCGAGGACCUGAACCCUCUCAAGGUGUACGAGCUUUUCCGCCGCGUCACCGCCGAGGACUGUGAGCUCCUCUCCCUCCACCCCGAUAGCGGUCGCCCCGAAGACUACCUCUGGACGUACAUUUCAGUCCCUCCUCCUUGCAUCCGUCCCUCGGUGGCCUCCGAGGCUGGUAACAACGAAGACGACCUUACUGCCAAGCUCGUCGAGAUUGUCAACCAGAACCGCAUGCUUUUGUCGGUCAUGGAGAAGGGCCAGGGUCUGUCGCAGACCAUUGCCAACUGGGACGCUCUCAGCCAGAUGGUCGCGUUGUACAUCAAUUCGCAGACCCCCGGUAUCAACACUGCUGGCUCCAAGCCUAUCCGUGGCUUUGUCCAGCGUCUAAAGGGCAAGAACGGUCGUUUCCGUGGAAACCUUUCCGGAAAGCGUGUCGACUUUUCGGGCCGUACUGUUAUUGGUCCCGACCCCAACCUGCGCAUUGACGAGGUCGCUGUCCCCGAGAAGAUUGCCGUCAAGCUCUCGUACCCGGAGCGCGUCAACGACUACAACAUGGAGGCGAUGCGCAAGGCCGUUGUCAAUGGUGCCAGGCUGCACCCGGGAGCCAACAUUAUCGAGACUGGCCGCGGUCCUUACCCCCGUCGCUCGCUCCAGCCCAUCAAGGACAUGGAGCGCCGAAAGGAGAUGGCCCGUAACCUGCGCAUCGGUGACAUUGUCCACCGUCACGUCCGUGACGGCGACAUUGUACUCUUCAACCGUCAGCCUUCGCUCCACAAGAUUUCAAUCAUGUGUCACCGUGUCCGUGUUCGCCCUUGGCGUACUUUCCGUCUCAACGAGUGUGUGUGCAACCCUUACAACGCCGAUUUCGACGGUGACGAGAUGAACUUGCACGUCCCCCAGACCGAGGAGGCUCGUACCGAGGCCCUUACCCUCAUGUCGGUGAAGAAGAACCUAGUCACCCCCCGUAACGGAGAACCCAUUGUCGCCGCCAUUCAGGACUUUAUCACCGCGUCGUACCUCCUCUCGAGGCGAGAUCGCUUCCUGGAUCGCCAGCAGUUCACCCAGAUCUGCUCGUACUUUGGCGACGCCAACAUUGAGAUUGAACUCCCGCCCCCGACUAUUUGGCGUCCCGAGCGCCUCUGGACCGGAAAGCAGGUGUACAACUUGCUCAUGCGCCCGAACAAAAAGUCCAACGUCCUGGUCAACCUCGAGUCCAAGUGCCGUACUUUGGAAAAGCCCAAGGAGGAGGACAAGUUUAUUGUCGACAUGUCCCCCAACGACGGUUACCUCGUUAUCCACAACAGUGAGAUCAUGUGCGGUGUCUUUGACAAGAGCACUGUCGGAGACGGUAACAAGAAGUCGGUGUUUGGUGUUAUUCUUCGCGACUAUGGACCGAACGAGGCUGCCAAUGCCAUGACGAGGCUAGCCAAGCUCUCGGCCCGCUGGCUCGCCAACCAGGGUUUCUCGCUCGGUAUCAACGACGUUAUCCCUGGCCCCAUGCUCCAGGCCGACAAGAACAACCUGGUCGACACCGCCUACGAGACCUGUGACGAGCUCAUCCACCUCGCCAAGCGCGGAAAGCUCGUCAAUGACCCCGGGUCCAACCAGGAGCAGACCUUGGAGAACAAGAUUUCCGGUAUCCUCUCCAAGGUUCGUGAAAAGGUCGGUGAGGUGUGCAUGACAGAACUUAGCCGUCACAAUGCCCCUCUUAUCAUGGCCACCUGUGGUUCCAAGGGUUCCAAGAUCAACGUCGCCCAGAUGGUCGCCCUAGUCGGACAACAGAUUAUUGCUGGUAAACGUGUCGCCAAUGGUUUCCAGGACCGUUCGCUGCCCCACUUCCGUAAGAAGAGCAAGGACCCGCCCUCGAAGGGUUUCGUCCGCAACUCUUUCUUCACUGGUCUCACUCCUACCGAAUUCCUCUGUCACGCCAUUUCCGGUCGUGAAGGUCUCGUCGACACUGCAGUCAAGACUGCCGAGACUGGUUACAUGGCGCGUCGUCUCAUGAAGGCGCUCGAGGACCUGUCCACGCAGUACGACCUCAGUGUCCGCAACUCUGUCGGUGGUGUCGUGCAGUUCCGUUACGGUGACGACUCGCUCGACCCCGCCUGUUUGGAAGGUGACGCCACCCCCGUCGACUAUGUCCGUUCAUGGUCGCACGCCUGCAACACUGUCGGCAAGGGCGGUGUUGCCCUCUACCCGUACCAGAUUUCGCAGAUUGCGCUCCGCAUCUACCCCGAGUACCUGGAGACUCUGUGGGAGGAAGAGGAGGAAGAGCAGAUGCCCUUCAAGCGUGGCCAGCGCCAGCACGCACGCAGCAAGAGGGCCAAGCCUGAGAUCCCCGCCGUCCCCGCCGAGUGGCAGCAGGUCGAGACAAAGUACCGCGAGAACACUUUCCUGUUUGUUAUCAAUGGUAUUGUCAAGCCCAUGGCUGUUCAGCGUGCUGCUCGUGGCAUGCCCUCGGCCGACACUGCCGACGGUAUCGAAGAAUACGAGGAGCUCUUGCGAUCGGACGACUUUGCCGUCCAGCAGGUCCUCGACAACGCCCACAAGGUUACGGCCGAGCAGCUCGAGUCGUUCCUCGAAAACUGUCGUGUCCGCUACCUCCUUGCCACCAUUGAGCCCGGAUCCACUGUUGGUGCCGUUGGUGCGCAGUCGAUCGGUGAGCCCGGUACCCAGAUGACCCUCAAGACUUUCCAUUUCGCCGGUGUCGCGUCCAUGAACGUCACUCUCGGUGUCCCGCGUAUCAAGGAGAUUAUCAACGCUGCAAAGGUCAUCUCUACGCCUAUUAUCACUGCGGAACUGGAGCGCCCCAAGGACGAAAUGGUCGGCCGUAUCGUCAAGGGUCGUAUUGAGCGCACCACCCUCGGUGAGAUUGCGUCCAUCAUUGAAGAAGCCUGGACGGGCGGCGGCGCGUUCCUCGAGGUCCACCUCGACAUGAGGGCCAUUCAAAAGCUCCAGCUCGAGAUUACGCUUGACAGCGUCAAGGUCUCGCUCAUUCUCGCUCCCAAGCUCAAGAUCAAGGAGAGCGACGUGACCAUCAACUCGAAGAAGGGGCGUCUCAAGAUUUACGUCAACGACACGGGAGACAAGGACAAAUUUGACGGAGUCUACGAGCGCCUCAAGUACUUGAAGCGCCUGAUUCCCGAUGUCCAGGUCAAGGGACUUCCCGAGGUCAACCGUUGUGUUAUCGCCCACCCGGAGGGACGCAAUGACGAGCACACCGUUCUCGUCAACGGUUACGGUCUUACCCAGGUCAUGGGUACCGACGGUGUCAACGGCUACAAGACGACCACCAACCACGUCAUGGAGACGUGCAAGGUUCUCGGUAUCGAGGCCGCCCGCCAGACCAUUUACGACGAGAUUCAAAACACCAUGAUUUCGCACGGAAUGAACAUUGACCCGCGUCACGUCAUGCUUCUCGGAGACGUCAUGACGUACAAGGGUGAAGUGCUCGGUAUCACGCGUUUCGGUGUCCAGAAGAUGAAGGACUCGGUUCUCAUGUUGGCCUCGUUCGAAAAGACCACCGACCACCUGUUCGACGCGUCUCUCUUCUCCAAGGUCGACGAGAUCGAAGGUGUCUCCGAGUGUAUCAUCAUGGGUACCCCGGCCCCCGGAUGCGGUACCUCUGUCGCCUCGAUCGUCACUCCGGCACCCUUGCUCCCGCCCAAGAAGGCACUCCUCUUCGAGUCGGCAUACAAGCAGGGCAAGGAGCGUCGCGAAGCCGCAAUGGACCUCGACGAGUAG
Molecule: messenger RNA, 4404 nt
Organism: Apiotrichum porosum
Lineage: Eukaryota; Fungi; Basidiomycota; Tremellomycetes; Trichosporonales; Trichosporonaceae
Exons: 3
Coding region: 1-4404 (1467 amino acids)
Biological process (GO): DNA-templated transcription
Molecular function (GO): DNA-directed RNA polymerase activity; DNA binding
Source: RefSeq, a predicted model, not a curated record